Messenger RNA from Hyla sarda, 3597 nucleotides. It is a transcript of the gene METAP1, whose product is annotated as methionyl aminopeptidase 1. The record is from RefSeq and is a predicted model, not a curated record. The transcript is spliced from 11 exons. The coding region runs from base 266 to 1420 and encodes 384 amino acids. Gene Ontology annotation, biological process: proteolysis. NCBI's taxonomy places the organism in Eukaryota, Metazoa, Chordata, Amphibia, Anura, Hylidae. Gene Ontology annotation, molecular function: metalloaminopeptidase activity.
AUGUGGGAACUGUCUGGCCGGCUGGCCACGCCCACCCAGUCCGGCUACCUGCUCAGCUUUUAUCUCCAGCCGCCCCCGCAGCCCCGCCCCCCGGAGCCGCCACCUAUCGGACGAGACGUCUUUGGCCGGCGUGCUGACAUUGGCUGGCCGUGCGAGCUGUUCCCUUUCCUGUUGUCACCCGUUAUCUCCGCAGACAGGCCUGCUACAGCGCACACGCCUUCCUCUCGUCUCCUCCCCGCCGUCUGUGGGUGCUGCCGGGUGAAGCAUGGCGGCGGUGGUGAGAAGAGUGUGCGAGACGGAGCACUGCACCAGCGAGGCCAAGCUGCAGUGCCCGACCUGCCUCAAGCUGGGCAUCCAUGGCUCGUACUUCUGCUCGCAGGAAUGUUUCAGGGGAAGUUGGGCAGCACACAAGAUGUUGCACAAAAAAGCAAAUGAGAAAGCAAAAGCUGAGGUUUCACCUUGGACAAUGGAAGGAGAAAUCAACACAGACCCUUGGCUGGGCUAUCGCUACACUGGAAAGCUCAGGCCAUACUACCCAUUGAUGCCAAUGAGACCAGUACCAAGCUACAUACAAAGGCCAGAUUAUGCAGAUCACCCUUUAGGAAUGUCUCAGUCUGAACAAGCCUUGAAGGGAACCUCCCAAAUUAAAGUACUUUCUCCAGAAGAAAUUGAGGGAAUGCGUGUUGUAUGUAAGCUGGCUAGAGAAGUCCUGGAUGUAGCUGCUUUGAUGGUGAGGUCUGGAGUUACUACUGAAGAGAUAGACCAUGCAGUACAUUUGGCAUGUAUUUCAAGAAAUUGCUACCCUUCUCCACUGAAUUAUUACAACUUCCCAAAGUCUUGUUGUACAUCUGUUAAUGAAGUCAUCUGCCAUGGGAUUCCAGACAGGAGACCACUGCAAGAUGGAGAUAUUGUGAAUGUGGACAUUACAGUCUAUCACAAUGGUUACCAUGGAGAUCUCAAUGAAACCUUUUAUAUUGGAGAAGUAGACGAGGGAGCAAAACGGCUUGUUCAGACUACUUUUGAGUGCCUAAUGCAAGCAAUUGAUGAAGUGAAGCCUGGUGUUCGAUACAGAGAACUUGGAAACGUUAUUCAGAAACAUGCUCAAGCUAAUGGUUUCUCUGUUGUUCGAAGCUACUGUGGACAUGGUAUUCACAGAUUAUUUCAUACUGCUCCAAACGUGCCACACUAUGCCAAAAACAAGGCUGUCGGUGUGAUUAAACCAGGGCAUGUGUUUACCAUUGAACCAAUGAUCUGUGAAGGAGGGUGGCAAGAUGAGACCUGGCCAGAUGGUUGGACUGCAGUGACAAGAGAUGGAAAACGUUCAGCUCAGUUUGAACAUACCCUUUUAGUCACAGAGACUGGAUGUGAGAUAUUGACAAGAAGAAUGGAAGACAAUGGACGUCCUCAUUUUAUGUUUUAGCAUCCCUCUUGUUGUCUUAAUUUAGUUGGUAUUAAUGGUGUGUCAGCCACUUUACACCAUAUGUUUUUACAUGACAAGUACCUGAAGAAAACAUGGUUUUAUCACACCUUUACAUAUCUGUAUGUGAUAGAGGAAAACACCAUGUGGCUUGAAAUAGUGUGUUAAGCAACUCUUGAAACCAGGAGAAAACAGGUCUUUAUAUAUUUUUUGUAUCUUUUCUUGCCUUUUUAUUGCCAUCUGUUUGUUUUAAGAACCCCUUCACCCUUAAACAUUCUGUUCCUUGCCUUCUAAGUUUCCACGGACAGAAACACAUGUUGCCUCCACAGUGACUCUUUAUACUGAUGAUGGUUGUAUUUUACAGUUUGGGUUUUGGGGUGCCGAUGUUUUUCUUUCAGUAUAUUCUAGCUAUGCAUUUGUGUUGCAAUGUGAGAGAUUGGGCUGCUUCUCAAUUCUGGCUGUCUUUAUGCUGCUGCUGACAUGUAGUUAGGGGAAAUACAUGUCUGGCCUCAUGGAAUGAAAUAUGUAGGUUCUGGUACACUUAUCUAGUGGUUUUUACUGCUCCAUACUCUACAAUGCUGAUGAGGACAUCUUUUUGCAUUAUUGGAGUUGGUUAGUUUUUGGCAUCCCAAGCCUGUAGUAGCUCAGUCACUGGAAAUAUCAGACAGUAAAGUGACUUUCUCUGGUUGGCUGAUUGUUCUCACCUCUUGGUAAUCUUGGUGCCUUCAAGCAUGGAAAGCCAAUGAUCCUAUCUAGUAGUUUGCAGUAUGAGCCUGUUAUGGUUUAAUCUCUGACUGACUGUUGUAUGUUUGUCUACAUAUUAAGGCUCUUGAAGACAUUACGUACAGUUUGCUCUGAUAAGGCUACUUAAGUGACUUGCACAUCAGGUGGCUACUGAGCAUGUAUGCUUUCUUACAGGAUAACAACAACAAGAUUUUAGUUCUAUACAUUUAAUAAUUGUCUGCUGAAUUGUGAAAAAUAUGAUUUUGCAUCUGUUUUACCAUCCCCCUUCACUGCCUUCUUCUAUUUAAAUAGUCACUGUCUUUAAACAGACUUUGUAUAAAUCAGUGAGAUACUGACACUAGAGCCGCAACACCAGGAUGUAUGCUGCAAAUGGAGCCAAAAGCCCUGUUGGUUCAUUGUAGUGGCCAUGUUGGGUGAUUUCAGGUCUGCUGUUUGAAAUGAAUGGUAGGUGAGCUGCAGUCAUUCAACAUGGCUGCUACUCAAUUUAUGGAACCCAGGCUUCCACCUUUGUUCACUGUGUACAUCUGUGCGCCACGGCUCUGCCAAACAGCUCCUCAGUGGGAGUGCCAAAUGUGGACACCCCACCGAUCAGAUAUUGAUGGCCUAAGUUACAGAAAACAAAUAUAAGACGAAACUUCUGCAAAGAAUUGUAUUAAAGAAAAAUGCCUCUAAAUCUCCUUGUUACUAUUUUCCCUCCCACAUGCUACUUAUUUAUUUUUAGUUCAUUGCAUAUAUCUAUCUUUAGAGCUGAGAUGUAUGUUGAACUCACAAAGGGAUCAGGUUAGAGACUCUUUAAUUUUAUAGAGAAAGCUUUCAGUUUUACCCCAGUGCUGGAUUUAACUGCAGAAGCCGCAUCAGGUUGAUCAAGACAGCAAGACAAUUUACAGCCUGCUGUGCAUUGUUCGGUCUUUACACCAGUCUUAGUGCACCUCUUCUUGCCCUUGCUUUUUUUUUUUUUUUUUAGAAGCAGCAUGUCACCUAAUCCCUCAGUGAGCAGGUAAUCCAUGUUUCUCAAGGUGAUUUUGUUGUGAAUUGAGUGAAUGAUAAAUGCAGGAAGCAGGAGUAGUAACUCGUAAAGUUGGAAAGACAUUUUUUUUUUCUCUAAUACUUUACAGAGGUUUGAUUGUAAUGUUAAUAUAUGCAAAUUUAAUUUAAAAGGACAGUGCUAAUUUAAAUAUUUUUAAUUUUUACAAGGUAUAUUAAAUGCUUCUCCCCAUAUGAAGCGUAAAGUUCUUUGGAAUGCAAAGGUCCAGUCCAUGCUGACAUUGUUACUCGUUUAAAACAAUCCUGGUCUAACAAAUAACAUAACACAAAUAAUUAUGGUUUAUUCAUUCACCUCAUAUUUGAUUUGAUAAAGACCUGUCUGCCCAAAGUUUUGAUAUGCUUUUCAACCAAAUAUUCUUGUUAAAUUAAAAUAUGUUGACAAAGUAGAAGAA